Messenger RNA from Sander lucioperca (pikeperch), 4842 nucleotides. RefSeq names its product solute carrier family 38 member 3b (gene slc38a3b). Bases 461 to 2011 code for a protein of 516 amino acids. Gene Ontology annotation, biological process: amino acid transmembrane transport; asparagine transport; histidine transport. Gene Ontology annotation, molecular function: L-asparagine transmembrane transporter activity; L-histidine transmembrane transporter activity; L-glutamine transmembrane transporter activity. The transcript is spliced from 17 exons. NCBI's taxonomy places the organism in Eukaryota, Metazoa, Chordata, Actinopteri, Perciformes, Percidae. The record is from RefSeq and is a predicted model, not a curated record.
UGAUUUAUAAAUAGCCAUCCUCUCAAAUUAACUUUGAAAAGACAGGACAAUCUAACAGCUAAUCAUUAUUCACCCUCCCACCUGUUUAAACAUUUCAAAUAUCACCUAAGUCCAGUAACUCAAAAUGGGACUUUCUGCUCUUAUGCUCCUUUAGGGUCGAUUAACAUAGCACAAAUCACUAUUGGCUGCAGUAGAGUGUAAGGUGACCCUCCUGGUUCUCAGCAGAGUGGAUAGGGCAGUUGUCUUAGCCCAGAGGAGUUAAUAUGAUGUGUUUUAUUGAUAUAAAGCAUGUUACUCACCAAAAGGUUAAUGCAGAUGUUCUUGAAUAUAACAGGAAGUCAGCCGGAGAGUCACCAAGGAAACAAAGACAUGGGCAGAGAGAUAUUCAAGAAAUUGAGUGAAUAAAAAGCAUCAUCUUCAUCGUACACAUACAAGCCAAAACAAAUCUGUUACAACUUGGAUGAUGGAACCUUCUCAGUCAGAGAUGAACAUCUUAUUCAACGGGAAAAGUCAUGACCUCGGAGGUGACAUGGGUGUACCAAUGAAGAUGUUACCAGAGGAGGAUCACAAUGGCACACAAACAGUCAGAUUUGAUGAUCCUGAUGGAGGACUGGAGAAUGAGGAAUUUCUGCCCAAUGCAGAUGGAAAGAAACCUAUUCGCUUCACAGAUUUUGAAGGAAAGACCUCAUUUGGCAUGUCUGUCUUCAACCUGGGUAAUGCCAUUAUGGGCAGUGGAAUCCUGGGAUUGGCGUAUGCCAUGGCCAACACUGGCAUACUCCUCUUCUUGUUUCUUCUGACUGCAGUAGCAGCCUUGUCAUCUUACUCUGUUCAUCUGCUGCUCAAAUCCUCUGGCAUUGUGGGAAUUCGAGCUUAUGAACAGCUGGGGUAUAGGGCCUUUGGCACUCCUGGAAAAAUGGCUGCUGGUAUAGCAAUCACGCUGCAGAAUAUUGGAUCUAUGUCCAGCUACCUGUACAUUGUUAAAUCUGAGUUGCCACUGGUCAUCCAAGCUUUCCUGAAGGCAGAUCCCAACUCUGAUCUGUGGUACUUGAAUGGAAACUACCUAGUCAUCAUGGUCUCUGCCUGUGUCAUCCUGCCCCUGGCUUUAAUGAAACAGCUCGGUUACCUUGGCUACACCAGUGGGUUUUCUCUCAGCUGUAUGGUGUUUUUUCUCUCUGUGGUUAUCUAUAAGAAGUUUCAGAUUCCUUGCCCAUUCGAGGAGUAUUCAACCAACAGUACUGCUGCCCACCUCAGCCUGAAUGUCUCAAGCCACGGCAACGAGUACACCAAUAAUCUGGUUCACGAGGACGAUGACUCCCAAUGCUCCCCAGGAUUGUUCACCAUCAACUCACAGACAGCAUACACCAUUCCCAUCUUGGCUUUCGCCUUUGUUUGCCACCCUGAGGUCCUCCCCAUCUACACUGAGCUCCGCAAUCCAACGCAGAAGAAGAUGCAGAAGGUGUCCAACAUCUCCAUCUUUGUCAUGUACACCAUGUACUUUCUGGCAGCUCUCUUUGGCUACUUGACCUUUUAUGACAAUGUGGAGCCUGAACUGCUGCACACUUACAACCGGAUUGAUCCUUACGACACUUUGAUCCUGUGUGUGCGAGUGGCCGUCCUUACGGCUGUGACGUUGACUGUCCCUAUUGUGUUGUUCCCUGUACGCAGAGCCAUCCAGCAGAUGGCAUUCCCCACCAAGUCUUUCAACUGGUUGCGUCAUAUUGCCAUUGCAAUCAUUCUGCUCACCAUCAUCAACAUGCUGGUGAUAUUUGCUCCCAACAUCCUGGGAAUCUUUGGCAUCAUUGGUGCCACGUCAGCUCCAUGCCUCAUUUUCAUCUUCCCUGCUGUCUUUUAUAUCCGCAUUGUUCCAAAAGAUGAGGAACCGAUGAACUCUACUCCUAAGAUACUGGCUGUUUGUUUUACUGCUUUGGGUGUCUCCUUCAUGGUGAUGAGUCUGAGCUUUAUAAUCAUCGACUGGACAACGGGGAGUGGCCAUGCUGCAGGAGGCCACUAGAUGCUGCUUUGGUGUGUUUGAGGUCUGAAAGGGGGAAACAUAAUUAGUUUAUGUAAAGGGAGCACUAUCAUCUCAUUGGGAACACACUGCAACACUAUUGGUUGGAAUCACACUGGUAAUAAUCGAGUUAAAUUAACUUUUUCCCUGUAAAUUAACACAUAUCUGAACAAACAAAAUCAUUGCGUAACAGCGUUCUAUAAUUGAGUUUAACCAUGCAAUUUUUCUGAAUAAUCAGGACUAAACAGGGUCUUUUUUUAUUACCAUUUGCUAGUGCAACUUAGUCCACCAUGAUGGUGAAGUGGGCCUUUUCUGUUGCUUCCUCUUUAUUUAGACACAAACAACUGCAGCUGGUACUGUACAGAAAAAAGAAGGCAUGGUUGUCUGUUGACGGGAAGGCAUCAUGAUAUACAUGAGAUAUUACUCAUGCUAUUUAUUACACAAAAAAUAAUUAUUUUGUACAAAAGAGGACAGGUAUAUGAUAUCAUCCUGAGCCAGCUGCAAUCUGAACUGUUAAUAUUGAUGUAAUAUACAAAACAAAAAAGGGGUUUAAGGCCUUAGUAUGCUGGCAACAUUUCACAUCAUGAUCUGUUGAGUUGUUAUGUAGUGUAUCAUACAAAGAUUUUGUUCCAGAUCAGCUAACUCUCUUUGGAAACCCUGGUGCCUUUUAGCAUUUGGAACAGCACACAAACACACAGCGAAAUAUAUAUAUUUCAAAUGGACAAUAUUUUACUACUGUAUAUGAUGAAGUCAGUGAUUCAAAUAUAUUAUGUAUAGUAUCAGUUUUUGCUUAGCUUAUAGUAGCCUAACAGUAUACAAAUGAUGGAAGGAGUUACGACUGAAUAUAUUUAAUUUUUUUUAUAAAAUAGAAACAGCUUGAUUUUAGGAUUUCGUCCCUCCCUUUGUAGAACUUUUAGCACACAUAUGCCAAACUAAAAUUCCAAACUAAAAUAAAUUCUUGAUAACCCCUUUUAAAUUUCUCAUUAAGUGUUUUAUAAAUUCAGAAAUCACUUUCAUCCACACGGUACGGUCAUAUUACAUUUUCUGUAUCUACAUGUUCCAACACUUAAUAGACGUUUUGUGAUGCCCACAUCGAGUAAAAAGUUCAAUCUUAAAUUAAAGGAAGAGUUUGGGGAAAUACACUUAUUCGCUUUCUUGCAGAGAGUUAGAUGGGAGUAUUGAUACCACUCUUGUAUCUAUGUGUAAUAUACAACUGCAGCCAGGAGACGAUUAUUUUAGCUUAGCAUAGAGACUGGAAGCCGGGGGAAACAGGUAGUCUGGCUCUGUCUGUCCAAAGGUUAAAAGCCUACCAGUACUCUAAGCUCACUAACACUUAAUAUCAGGAAGUCACUUACCUGUACUGAAAUAUGGUUUCCAGCCAUUCAGGUAGUUGUGAUUGUACUUGCUCCGGUUUUGAGAUACACUAUAAUGAUAAAAGUAGGUGGACACCUUAGCAUGUACAUAUCUAAAAACCUAUGCAAAUACAACCAAAAUCCAGUUAAUUUGUUUUUAUAAUUUGUGUGAACCCACUAAAGCUCUAUGGGUUUAAACCAUGGCUGGCCAAGCAACAUGAAUUUACAAAGAUGAACCCACUGGUGGCUCUGGCAGAGUUUAACAAGUUAUUUUUUAUUAAUUUGAAGAUGUAUUAUGCUUUUGUGAUUCUGUCGUAAUGUCUUUACCAUACUGGUUUGUAGUAUUUUGAUCUGCUUUCACCCUUGUUGACUAUUUAGACUUGAGGUCUAUGUUUUGCAUGUUGUUAUGUCCACUCUGUCCUGUAGUUGGUAUAGUGAACACAGACAUUUUCCUCGUGACACGGUCACACAUAGAUGUUAUUGUAAUACUGUACAUUUAUCAUCUUACAGUGAAGUGUAUUGAAGUCCCAUUCUGUGCUAUAGUUAAUAUAGUGUUAUAUUAGUAUUAUGAAGCCCAUCUUAAAUGAUGCUACAUGAAAUAAUGUUUCAAACAUUAAUGUUAUGAGUUUCUGUCAGUUAUGACAAAUAGUUGUAAGAUUAAUUUAGGAAUGUGGAUAGAUUCAUUCAGUAAUUCUCCAGGUGAAUUUUGAGUCUCACAAUAGCACUACAACCUGCAUCCACAUAAGUGAACUUUUUUUUUUUUUUUUUACAGAGAACAGGAGUAUUUCAUUAUUUAGAAAUCACAAAUGAAUAAGUUUAAAAACAGCACAAAGGGUUUAAACCUGGAAAAAAAACCUCAGAGAAAUGUUAUAACAAAUAUUUGCUGCUCUUACCCAAAGAUGGUCUUAUAUUGUAUUUCUCAGUCUUUAGAAAAGUCCUGCGUAAAUCAUCACUUAUCUAAUUUUAUUUAUAUAUUAUUGACUCUUUGUUUAGCAGUUUUGAGCCAAGGAAAUACUUAUGCACGUACCAACCUCUGUCCCUUGCUUUUCCACAUGUAUUUGCAGUAGUUGUGGUGUAAAUGAAGGUUUUGUUUUGCCAUGUUUAGUGAACAGAGUUUUUCUUCACUUCUUCAUGCCAAAAUAACAACUGACUACCUACUGAAAUGCCUUUAACUUUUAAACAGGUACCACAGUUUUAAUACCAGAUGCAGUAUAUCAAAUAUGCAUUUUCCAUGUACUGUACCUAAACAAAUCUGUGUGAUAUUUUAUUAUAGCUGUUGUUCAAGACAUAGAUCUAUGGAAAAGACAUGACUAUAAAACACUAAUAAGGUAUAUGAAUUUUGGUAAAUAAGACACGGCUUUAUAUAAAUAAUGUAUAUAAAUGUAAACCUUUUAUAUUUGUGAUUCUAUUUACAGUAGCUUGUAAAGUGUAAAUAGCAGGGACAGUUUUAGAUUAGCAAUUAAAUAAUUGUAGAUGUUUUUA